AUGUUCACAAGAGGACCGUUGCAAAACGGCAAAUCCACUCGUUUCCGUGCUACACCAAGAGGUGGUAAUUCAAGAGUACCAUCGAAGAAACUUGGUUUUGCAACGCGAAGUCGAGCACCAAUGAAUGUGACACGCCCAAAACCAACUAGAAGGAAACUGCACCAUCCAUCCAAGAAACCUCUUCACUCCAAGGGGAAUGCUCAAGUUUCUGGUGAUCGAAUGCGAUCCUCAUCUCCGGUUAGCUCAACGAAGCUGCUGAAUCAUCCAAAGAAGAAACCUGCGAUGAAGAAGAAUACAAAGAAAAAGAAGAUAAUGGAUGGUUCGGCUCAACGGAAUUCAUCCUUAUCGAAUCGUCACCAAACUCAAAAGAAACACAAAAGUGGUGAAUCGUGGGAGUCGAAUGAGGCGAAACCAGCGAAGAAGAGAUAUCAUUUUUUGAGUGGUCCAACGUCGAACCAGCGGCCCAAUUCUACCCAUCGAACUUCAUGGCUCCACGGUGUGAUUGAUCCGGCCAGUGAGAGUUUCUCGAACAAAGGCGAUAUUCGUUUCUAUCGUGGACGAGUGGCGAAAAAGAAACCGAAACGACUGAGGGUACCGCAGAAACCAGGACAGCCAUCUGUUGGGGCAGACACCUACUACGGCGAAGCGCCGGAGCGGAAUGCUUCGCCUGAAGAUGCAAGCAAUAACCGUGGGCGUGGUGGCGCACAGCAGCAAGCGAGGAAUCGAACGUCUUCUGAACGGUCCUCAGAGCUGAAAAAGAAGGCUCAGCGGAAAUGGAAAACGGCUGAAGAUGCCGUGAGGAGACCGGGUCAUCGCAUAAAAUCUUCGAAGGAGUAUACGAAGAAGGUUGGCAUCUUCAUGUGUUCUCAAACUGUUUCACAACAGCUUUCAUUGCUUCGUGACAGUAGAUCUCGAGAAGUGGAUAAAUUGCCACCAGGCGUUAGGUUCUCACCGAGGAUGAAGCUGAGCAACAUUCGAACAUCCGUCGAACCGAUGUCGACCAAGUCACAUCAGCCGACCCCUGCAUCAUCGCAGCUUAAACCAACAACGCUGAAUGCUUUAUCGACACCAGUGCAGAACGGAUCACCCGUCAAUGCUGACUCUUCGAUGGAUGGUGAUGAUGUGCUCGGUGAACAGAGUCGCAAAACAUUCCACGCAAAUAUCUACCAUUCCGCCAGUCUUGGUCCAAUACCACGAAGAUCCACCAUUGGCCCCAUGAUCGGUGUUGCGUAA
Messenger RNA from Anisakis simplex (herring worm), 1233 nucleotides. The record is from the annotation of a GenBank genome assembly. NCBI's taxonomy places the organism in Eukaryota, Metazoa, Nematoda, Chromadorea, Rhabditida, Anisakidae.